UCCCAGAGAAGAAGCCCCUCCUACCUAGUGUGGCCCCUUCAUUUGAACCAGGACAGCUGCCACGCCAGCUCCUGGGUGCCUUGUGGGUGUGGUACACCAACGGGGAUGAUGCUGGGUUCCAGCUUUCCUGAAAUCACUCGGCGCUAGUGGCCCUCGAUGACUUCCAGGCGGCGGUACGUUCCGGACUUCGCGACCUCAGGCUGCCGCGCCCAGGCAUCCCGGCCCCGCCCCCGGGCGCCUCUUCGCUGCCGCCAAGCCCGGCGCACGGAUCACGCGCUCCAGAGCCGCUCUGGGCAUGCUCAGUGGCCUGGCAGGGAAAAGGACUUGGAAGCCAAAUUUAUUAUUCAAAUGGAGAAAAGCAAAACAACAAUCACAAACUUAAAGAUACCAGAAGGAGGGACUGGGGACUCAGGAAGAGAGCGGACCAAGACCUUCACUUACGACUUUUCUUUUUAUUCUGCUGAUACAAAAAGUCCAGAUUAUGUUUCACAAGAAAUGGUUUUCAAAACCCUUGGUACAGAUGUCGUGAAGUCUGCAUUUGAAGGUUAUAAUGCUUGUGUCUUUGCAUAUGGGCAAACUGGAUCGGGAAAGUCAUACACUAUGAUGGGAAAUUCUGGCGAUUCUGGCUUAAUACCUCGAAUCUGUGAAGGUCUUUUUAGUCGGAUAAACGAAACCACCAGAUGGGAUGAAGCAUCUUUUCGAACUGAAGUCAGCUACUUAGAGAUUUACAAUGAACAUGUGAGAGAUCUACUUAGGCGGAAGUCAUCCAAAACCUUCAAUUUAAGAGUUCGUGAACAUCCAAAAGAAGGACCUUACGUUGAGGAUUUAUCCAAACAUUUAGUACAGAAUUAUGGUGAUGUAGAAGAACUUAUGGAUGCAGGAAAUAUCAAUCGUACCACCGCAGCAACUGGGAUGAAUGACGUCAGUAGCAGGUCUCAUGCCAUCUUCACCAUCAAGUUCACUCAGGCAAAAUUUGAUUCUGAAAUGCCAUGUGAAACUGUGAGUAAGAUCCACUUAGUCGAUCUUGCUGGAAGUGAGCGUGCUGAUGCCACUGGUGCCACCGGGGUUAGACUGAAAGAAGGGGGGAAUAUUAACAAGUCCCUCGUCACUCUGGGAAAUGUCAUUUCUGCCUUAGCUGAUUUAUCUCAGGAUGCAGCAAACCCUCUUGUAAAGAAGAAACAAGUUUUUGUGCCUUACAGGGAUUCCGUUUUGACUUGGUUAUUAAAAGAUAGCCUUGGAGGAAACUCUAAAACUAUCAUGAUUGCCACCAUUUCACCUGCUGAUGUCAAUUAUGGAGAAACCCUAAGUACUCUUCGCUAUGCAAAUAGAGCCAAAAAUAUCAUCAACAAGCCUACCAUUAAUGAGGACGCCAACGUCAAACUCAUUCGUGAGCUGCGAGCUGAAAUAGUCAGACUGAAAACGCUGCUUGCUCAAGGGAAUCAGAUUGCCCUGUUAGACUCCCCCACAGCUUUAAGUAUGGAGGAAAAACUUCAGCAGAAUGAAGCAAGAGUUCAAGAAUUGACCAAGGAAUGGACAAAUAAGUGGAAUGAAACCCAAAAUAUUUUGAAAGAACAAACUCUAGCCCUUAGGAAAGAAGGGAUUGGAGUCGUUUUAGAUUCUGAACUGCCCCAUUUGAUUGGCAUUGAUGAUGACCUUCUGAGUACUGGAAUCAUCUUAUACCAUUUGAAGGAAGGUCAGACAUAUGUUGGUAGAGAAGAUGCUUCAACAGAACAAGAUAUUGUUCUUCAUGGCCUUGACUUGGAGAGUGAGCACUGUAUCUUUGAAAAUGUUGGGGGGACGGUGACUCUUGUACCCCUGAGUGGGUCUCAGUGCUCUGUGAAUGGUGUUCAGAUCAUGGAGGCCACACACCUAAAUCAAGGUGCUGUGAUACUCUUGGGAAGAACCAAUAUGUUUCGCUUUAACCAUCCAAAGGAGGCUGCCAAGCUCAGGGAGAAGAGGAAGAGUGGCCUUCUGUCCUCCUUCAGCUUGUCCAUGACUGACCUCUCGAAGUCCUGUGAGAACCUCUCCACGGUCAUGUUAUACAACCCAGGACUUGAAUUUGAACGGCAACAACGUGAAGAACUUGAAAAAUUAGAAAGUAAAAGGAAGCUCAUAGAAGAAAUGGAGGAAAAGCACAAAUCAGAUAAGGCGGAACUGGAGCGAAUGCAGCAGGAGGUGGAGAGUCAGCGCAAGGAGACGGAAAUCGUCCAGCUCCAGAUCCGCAAGCAGGAGGAGAGCCUCAAACGCCGCAGCUUCCACAUCGAGAGCAGGCUCAAAGAUCUGCUCGCUGAGAAGGAAAAGUUUGAAGAGGAAAGGCUGAGGGAGCAGCAGGAAAUCGAGCUGCAGAAGAAGAAACAAGAAGAAGAGAGGUUCCUCCUGGUCAAAGAAGAACUCCAACGGCUCCAGGAACUCAACAACAAUGAGAAGGUGGAGAAGAUCCAGAUAUUUCAAGAACUAGAACGGCUCAAAAGGGAAAAAGAUGAACAGUAUGCUAAGCUUGAAUCGGAAAAGAAGAGGCUGGAGGUGCAAGAAAAGGAGCAGGUCACGCUCGUGGCCCAUCUUGAAGAGCAGCUCCGAGAGAAGCAGGAGAUGAUCCGGCUCCUCCGACGAGGGGAGCUACAGCGGGUGGAGGAAGAGAGGGGAGACCUGGAAGGCAUCCGCGAGUCCCUUCUGCGUUUGAAGGAAGCUGGGGCCGAGGGCGAUGAUGAUGGCGAGGAACUAGAACGGGCUCAGCUGCAUUUCUUAGAGUUUAAGAGAAGGCAGCUAAUUAAGCUAGCCAACUUGGAGAAGGAUCUGGUUCAUCAUAAGGACCUCCUAACAAAAGAAGUUGAAGAAGAACAGGAAAUCCUGGAGCAUUUAAAAUCUGAAAAUGAAGAGGAAUUUAGGUUGUUGGAAAAAAAUGAUGAUGGUGUCACAGAUGUCACUCAGGUGGCUCAAGAUCUAGAGAAAAUAAAGCUAUCACAGUAUAGGCUGCAAUAUAAAGAACGCCAGCUCCAGCACCUCCUGCAGAGUCAUUUGCCAACUCUGUUAGAAGAAAAGCAGAGAGCUUUUGAAAUCCUUGACAGAGGCCCUCUCGGCUUAGACAACACUCUUUAUCAAGUAGAAAAAGAAAUGGAAGAGAAAGAAGAACUGCUUGCGCAGUACCAAGCCAAUGCGAGCCAGCUGCAGAGGCUCCAGGCCACCUUUGAAUUCACUGCCAACAUAGCACGUCAAGAAGAAAAAGUGAGGAAAAAGGAAAAGGAGAUUCUGGAAUCAAGGGAGAAGCAGCAGAGGGAGGCGCUGGAGCGUGCUGUAGCCAGGCUGGAGAGGAGGCAUUCGGCCCUGCAGAGACGCUCCACCCUGGGCCUGGAGAUCGAAGAGCAGAGGCAAAAGCUGGCCACUCUGAACAGCAGCAGCAGCAGCAGCGAGCAGUCGGGGCUUCAGGCUAGCCUGGAAGCUGAGCAGGAAGCCCUGGAAAAGGACCGGGAGAGGUUGGAACAUGAAAUCCAGCAGUUAAAGCAGAAGAUCUGUGAGGUUGAUGAUGUUCAAAAAGGGCAUCGUGGGACCUUGGAGGGGAAUGCUGCUUCUAGCUUGUCAUCCAGUGCUGAAAAAUCUCACCUGGUUCCUCUGAUGGAUGCCAGGGUCAGUGCUUACAUUGAAGAAGAAGUCCAAAGACGUCUUCAGGAUCUGCAUCAUGUGAUUGGCAGUGACAGCAGUACAGCUGCAGCUAUGACAAAGAAUAAUGAAAAACUUCACAAUGGCACCGUUCAACGUAAGCUAAAAUAUGAGAAAGGGUGUCUUGCCCCGCUGCUGCCCAAAGAUGUCACUGACACUUCCAGCAAAGACGAGAGGAGGGAGGUGGAUCAGAGAAACCACCAGAAUGACCCCCUGACAUGGAGCAUCUCAGGCCCUGCAGCUUCCUCCUCAGCAUCACAAGAGAGAACCUUCAAGCGAAGGGAUCAGCCCUCAGCACACGGGGUGCUGCAGGACAGUGAUUACAGAUACAGUCGUCCUGAGUAUGUGGGUGGUUUUCAUCCACAAUGUCUCAGUCCAUCUAAAAUCUCUUUUCUUAAUGAAAGCAAUGCCAGCAGAGCAGAAUAUUUUCAGGGAAAGUCAGAAAAUUUCAGUGAGCUGAUGAUUCAUAAAGAUGAACACAGCUUGGGAAUCGAGUCCAGCUGGACUUUGCUGCAACAUACGUCCCAAGAAAUGUCUACGAAUAGUGGGAGCAAGCAGACCAGGCAAAGCAAGUUACUCUGCUAUAUUCUCUCCGAAAGUGUUUCUAGUGAGGAGAGUACAUCCGCCGACAUUCCUCAGAGUGCACCAGCCUCGAAGUUUUGUAGUGAGCAGCACACUGAGAAAGAGUUAGCUUCUAAAAGAGUUAGCACCCCAGAGUCACUGAUAAAUAUCAGGACAGAAGGAAACAGUGGUUUGGGCUAUUUUUAUCACAGAUUCUCAGACCUUUAUAAAGAUACCAGCAGUCGCCUGCUACAGGCAGGCACAAAAGCGAUCAGCCAAGCCAGGCACCUGGGGAGCCUGUGGGACCCCAUUGGGUUCACCCCCCACGUAACAACAUUCAUCAGUAGACUGCAAUUUGUGAAACACUUACCCCCAUACAUGCCCUUGAAGUCACACUGGAUGUCAUCAGAAUCUCAUUCUUUUCCUGCAGAUCAGAUUGGCAAUAGCAACAGCGAGGAGGCAAGGGCCAUGAGGCCAGCAGAGAGCACAGUGCCUUACAGAGCACUAGGCUUUACAGCCACAGAGGUGCCAAGUUCCUUGCCAAGUUCAGUUGUCCGCCUGGAGUAUGAGGAUGCUAGAAGGAGCUCUGCGUUUAAGCAGACCCUCGUGCAAUUCCCAGAUCAAAUGCUGAAACUUCAAGAAUGCCCUUUAAAAGACUUUCUUGAGCAUGUGGCUUGUUCUCUACCAGAAAGUUUGGGUGACAUGCCUGAAGUCAGAGGCAUUUACUGGCUUGCUGUUGCCAACUGCACAGAACCCGACCCCCAGCCAGCGUGUUUGCUCCUGCUUCCUUCGACUUUAUAUGCUUUGAUCUGGUCAGAUGACCACCCAGGCUCCAUGGGCGUUUUCUAUGCUCUUCCUCUAUCUGGGCUGCGGGAAAUUCAAAUUGGCUUUGGCGGGCAGCACAUUCGAUUCCUGGGUUCUGCAGAGAGUCAGCUGCUGACUGUAUUUAGUUACAACAAAAACCUCUGUCAGCAAAUAUGCCAUGACCUCCUGGGUGUUCUGAUGCCCCAGGCUGAUGCCGCUGCCUACACUAGUCAUCCUUUGCUCCAGCAAGAUCUGGUUCAGCUUUCUCUUGAUUGGAAAGCAGAAAUCCCCAAUUUACUUUUGCCAAAUGGAGUUCAGUUGUCAUCCAAAUUCCAGAACACCUUGGUCGACAUAGUUUACUUUCUUCAUGGAAAUAUGGAAGUCAACAUCCCCUCCCUGGCAGAGGUGCAGUUGUUGUUUUACACGACGGUCAGAGUUGAAGGUGACUCCAGCCAAGGUUGCUGCCAGUCGCUGGUCCUUCUGAACACCCACAUUGCCCUCGUGAGGGAAGAUCGAGUUUUCUAUCCACACACUCGGUCUCUAAACACAUCUCCUCCACAAACACGGUUUGAUGUGAUCAAAUGCCGUGCUUUAAGUGAAUUCAGGUGCAUCGUUAUUCCAGAAAUGAAACCGUUACCAGUGGUCGAACUUGUCUUCUUACAAAAACUCAGACUUCCAUCACAUUUAAGAAAUAGUCCAUUUGAGUAUUCUCAAGAUGCCCAGAAUGUCCAUUCAUUCACCAGCUCAUUGUGUCUUCGUGACAGUCGUAACGUGGCGCCUGACGUCUGGAAACUGACCCUCAACUCUCAGGAUGAGGCUCUGUGGCUAAUCUCACACAUGACAAGGCUCUAAGGAGACUUGUGAAAAUGCUGUGCAUAUUUUUUGAAAUUUUAAUAAAAUGAACAUUAUAAAUGCAGCUAAGGACUAUGACUUUCUCGGUGUAGCUAACUGAUUUGAAACUGGAAAAAUACAGACCUCUAAAAUUGAAGAGGCAAAUAUUUUAAAUAUCUACAACAAAAUAAAAAUAGAUGAUAGCAGAGUACUGUUAAAAUAUCUUUAUCACCACCUUGCUUCAUUUUUUUUGAACCCUAGCUUUGUAAAUUUAGGUCCUCCUAAUUAUCUGUGAGAUGAUUAAAGCAUUUUUGAUUGUGUUUGGCUUCACGUCGACUAAUAGUGUGGUGGCUUGGAGCCUGUCUGUGCCUGCUGGGUUCCAGCAGACUAAUUCGAGCUGCCUGAAAAAGUGCCCAGUCGGGCAAUAACCUUCACCAACAUCCUCUGUUUUAGCUGUGAUUAGGACAAGCUAUGUAGCCAAGCACAUUAGUGAUAUGUCAAGCUUCUCAAGGGACCCAGAGAUUUCAGAUGCCCUCCCCUCACUGUGAUAGGUGCAGUGAAGCCUCCAUAUGCCCUGCAGCAUCUCCUUCUCAAUUAGUUGCCCUGUCCUUCUGCCUUUCAACCUUCUUGACUGUUCUUUCCAGCCUUUGUGAUUUCAGUUUCUUACUUGUUGGUUGAUCUUUGACUGCCUUCCCCCUAUGCCACAUGCUCCCUCCCCAACAUACCAGUUCUUUCUCUGAGCUCGUACUUCUGUUCUAGGAAGGCUCUUUAUCUCCACAUCUUACUUUUUCUAAUGGCUUCCUUACACUGUUUUAUCAGCUAUAGGGUCACCUCAGAAGGCAUUCAGCACCUUUCCCUGGCUGUCCUCCCUCUUGCCUCUCACCUAACCCAGUCAUUCCUAACCUCUGGCCAAAGCCUUCUGCUGUCCUGAGCCAGUUGGUAUUCUGGCUUUCCUUUUGAGAUGAGUUUACAACCAUGUCAGCCUCAGAAGUACCAUCCAGUUGUAGGUUGUCCUCCUCUUCUGUCAGAGGCUUAAAACCAGCCAGUUCAGAAUCUCUCUCUCUCUUCUGAUUGACUCUUUCCUUUCUAUCCACCUCUAUUCAACAUUCCCGUAAGGAUUAGGUUACACGUUUUGCCUUUUUUUUUUUUUUUUUCAUCUGACCCCGGGUUGCUCUGCCAGUAGACUCCUGUUUCUUGGGCAUGUGUGUUCUACUAAAUUCCAAAAUCUUAGAAGAAAGGAGGCGCACGUCUUCAUUGUUCCAACCACUCUCCUUCCCCUUUCAGCCAGUAUCAUGCCGAGCUCAUGAUAGCUACUCAUGGAAUAUCUUACACAGUGGAAUGAGUCAGCAAUUCUAUUGAGCCAUUUAUUUUACCCCUAGCAUGGACGGGUCAUUUUCUAUUCUGGUCACAUCUUUCCAUAAUGGGCAACAUAAAAGUCAUAGUCUCCUCUUCAUUUUUAUUUUUAAAGAAUGAUAAAGACAGUGUCAGAGCUUUACCCAUCCAGAAACUUACAUCUCCCUUUGGCCAGGAAGUACAGAUCUUCUCUUUCCCCCAUCAGAGCUAACAACAAGCUAAUUAACUUGUUCUACAUUUUCCUCAUUAAUUCUCGUAUACCCAGGUACUGGGGAAGUGAUUAAGAAAAGGCAAGAAAUUGUGGAGUACGUAAGGAUCCACACACUGGAGGUUGCAGACUUGUUUGCAGUGGCUAAGUGAAGGCUUUUUGUCUUCUUAAGACAAUAAAAUUUAAAUAUUUUUAAAUGGAGCCUGUUUUUGCCACUUCCACAACCCGC
Molecule: messenger RNA, 7640 nt
Organism: Pteropus alecto (black flying fox)
Lineage: Eukaryota; Metazoa; Chordata; Mammalia; Chiroptera; Pteropodidae
Gene: KIF16B
Product: kinesin family member 16B
Exons: 24
Coding region: 157-5871 (1904 amino acids)
Biological process (GO): microtubule-based movement
Molecular function (GO): ATP binding; microtubule motor activity; microtubule binding
Source: RefSeq, a predicted model, not a curated record